This is a messenger RNA of Aspergillus saccharolyticus JOP 1030-1, 3380 nucleotides long. RefSeq names its product TPR domain protein. The record is from RefSeq and is a predicted model, not a curated record. The coding region runs from base 388 to 3315 and encodes 975 amino acids. The transcript has a single exon. Gene Ontology annotation, molecular function: protein binding. NCBI's taxonomy places the organism in Eukaryota, Fungi, Ascomycota, Eurotiomycetes, Eurotiales, Aspergillaceae.
CCCGGGGGGCAUCCUUAUCGAUAGUCGGCAGAAAAAAAAGACCCCCACCAUCCCAGCCCGCUUCGUUUUUCACUUUUUAGUGUGACUCUCUCACUAUCUCUCUUUCUUCAGUCAUUGCUCUUGACACGGUCGUGCUCUGGAAGUAGGCACAAUUCGUGGUGGUCUUUUGACCUUCGAGAAUCAUAGCAUGAGUCUAUGAAUGUUCAUUUGCUGCAAUCUGUCAAUAUCAUCUAGCAAUUUGUCAAUGUGAAGCGCCUGUUCUAUUCCCUUCUGCUUAACAAUCAUCCAUACCUGAAACCACCCCGCCUUUGCGGAAACCAUUGCUCAUCACAGGAUCCCCACGCCAAAUCUUCCUUGCGGGCACAAUUUUGCACCUUAACAAUCAUCAUGGCUGACACUACAAACUCCCUUCCUGCGUCCUUGAACACAGCUUUCGACGAGACCUCAUCGUUGCGGGACCGGUACGACCCCAUCUCGCUUGCCGACGCCGAGAUCAUCCCCAUCUUGCAGCUGCCGCUUGCGAAGGAGAUUUUUGGACACAAUGCAGAGGAGGGGGCUCUCGACCGCAUCGCCAAGGGCGAGGUAUCCUACACUAGCUUUCUGGCUGAGAGAGUACAGGCGGUGUCGCAAUCGCCAGUGGAGGGGUUGACCUCCGAACAACAGCGCUCGCAGCUGCUUCACAUUGCGCUGGCUGCUCUCUUUGGGUUCCUGCAGUCUAACGUCACUGGACCUCCCUUGACCUACAGCCCAGCAGACACCAUCAUCCCCGCUGCUUUGCGGCCCGACGCAGCCAGCCUCCGAGCCGUUCGUGCCCAUGUCAUCCGCAACCUCUCCGUCGAUGGCGAGGCAGCAUACAAGCUGACCCCCAACGUCGAGCUGUUUGCUGUCGCCAAGGCCAUCCUGGCUGAUAACGAUGUAUUGGUGACUAACGGUCCGCUGGUGGCCAACGUAGCCAGGCUCCGCGUCAAUUUCCUUCACCAGAAGAUGCUAUCGGAGGUCACUGGCACCUUACAGGAUGUGAUUUACAACGAGCUCGGAGCUCUCAGCAAGAUUGUCUUGAGUGCGCAGUGUACUCCGGACGAGAAGGGAAGAUUCCUGCUUGAGAGAGCUACCAUCCACAUAGUCCACGGCUUUGAUGCCAAGGCCCGCGCGGACCUCGACCAGGCUGCCAAAGAACGGAAGUUUGAGUUUGCCCUGACUGGUAAGCUGGGUAAGAGAACCAAGUUCCAGGAACGAGACGUCAGUCAGCUUGUUAUUCUGGCUAAGAGCGCCGACACCUCCGAGAACAACAAGGGGAGCGAGAACGUCUCCGGCCCCAAGAACCUUGAUCUCAACGAUGAUACGCUUUUGGAAUCUAUCUCAUUCGCCAAGCCCGACGGACAAGACGCUCAGGGGAAGUCGGUGACCGUGCAGGACGAAGCUUCACUCCCGCCGGCAUUAGCUGCCCUGGACCCGGGCGACCAGCCUAAGCUCGAACCCGUCGACUCUGCUAUUCUUCUCGCCUUGGCAUCUGCUAUCACUAAUACCGCGCCCGAGAACGGCAUCACCCGCGAAGAGACGGCGCCCUAUGCUACCCGGGUCUUGGAGGGUGGCAGCUCGAACUGGCAGAUCUACACUCAGGGUCUGUUGGUUCGUAGUCGUGUCGAAGGUCAUAGGUCUAGAACCGUUGAAAGAUCGGUGCUGCAGAUGCAAGCUCUAGUUGACCAGGUUAUCGCGGAUACCGCUACAUCUGAUGAGCAAGCCGGCAUCUCCGUCGAGGAACCCACAACCUUCCUGCCGCGCCCCGAGAAAUCCGAGUCCGCAUCCGCAGCGGAAAGAUUGCAAUACGUAUGGCUCAUGAACUUCUCCACGCGCUGGGAUCUCGAGGCCGAGCUUGCCACUCGGUGGGUCAACCUUGGAGGUCUGCGGACCGCACUCGACAUCUACGAGCGACUUCAGAUGUGGGCCGAGGCUGCACUCUGCUACGCCGCGACAGAGAGAGAGGACAAAGCCAGACAGAUGGUCCGCAAGCAGCUCUACCAACCGACGGGUCAGGACCCCGAGGAUGACAGCGAGAAGUUCGAAGGACCAGAGCUGUCUCCGCUGCCGGCCGAAGCCCCUCGCCUCUUUUGCAUCCUGGGUGACAUCGACACCGACGCUGCCAUGUACGAACGUGCCUGGGAGGUGUCGAACCAGAGAUACGCUCGUGCCCAGCGGUCGCUGGCCCGCCACUAUCUCACCCUCAAACCCCCUGCCCUAGAGAAGGCGGAAGAAGCCUACCGCAAGAGUUUGGACAUCAACCGUCUCAACCACAGCGCCUGGUUUGCUCUGGGCUGUGUGCAGCUCGAACUCCACAAAUGGGAUGACGCCAUCUUCUCCUUUACCCGGACCGUGCAGCUCGAGGACACCGACGCCGAAGGCUGGAGUAACCUGGCCGCCGCCAUCCUCCGCUCCCCCAAGCCCGACGAAGAUACCCCCGUCAUCUCCGAACAGCAACCGGCCGAACCCAAGCCCAAGGCUCCUCUCGCCGACGACGAAGAGGAAGCAUCUGACGACGACGCUCCAGCGCCGGAGGACCCUUACAAACGCAAGCGCGAGGCCCUGUCCGCUCUCCACCGCGCCGCCUCCCUCAAGCACACCGACGCACGCAUCUGGGAUAACGUGCUCACCGUUGCCGCUUCGAUUCCCCCGCCAUUUACCCCCUUCCGGGACGUCGUUACCGCGCAACGGCGCCUUAUCGAGCUGGUCGGUUCCAAGAAGGGCGAGAAGUGCAUCGAUAUGCCCAUUCUCGGUAUGCUGGUCGACCACUUGAUCAGUGCGUACGAUUACCAGGAUCUGCUCAUUCGCGUGGAUAACAGCCCUUCGGGUGAGCAGGUCGUCCGCUCCGGUACCAUCGCGGGUCAAAUCCUCUCGCUGAUGGAUCAGGCGGUUGUACCGCUGAUCACGCACUCGGCGCCCAUGUGGCUGCUGGUGGCCGAAGUGGAGGCAUGGCGCGGGCAGCCGUCCAAGGCGUUUGAGGCGCAUGAAAAGGCUUGGCGCGCGACGGUCGCCUCGUCGACCCAGGGUGCCUUCCAGAUGGGGGAUGAGAAGAAGUGGUUGGAAGUCGUCCGCGCGACGGAGCGGUUGGUCCGCGAUGGAUACGCCCGGUAUGGACCUAUGGACAAGGAAGGGCAGGAGGGGGUUCCGGAGGGUGAGGCUGAGCUGGUGGCCAAGGAUUGGAGAUUCAAGGCCCGUAGUGCGGUACGUGGUAUCCUCGGCAAGGGCAAGGAGUUCUGGGAAGAUUCCGAGGGAUGGGAGCGUCUGAAGGCUCUGCAGUCUGAGGCGGGAAGUGCAUAGAUCUGUUUCUCAAAGUGCAUAUACUAUAUAUAUAGAGAGUGUUUUGUAGUCAUCAGUUUAUUCCA